Odocoileus virginianus texanus is the source of this 3276-nucleotide messenger RNA. Lineage: Eukaryota; Metazoa; Chordata; Mammalia; Artiodactyla; Cervidae. The record is from RefSeq and is a predicted model, not a curated record.
AUGCGCGCGGUCAGGCCUUCUAAGCCCUUGGCCCUCAUUUUGGUCUCGGCACUCCCUGCCCAUCUCCAGCUCCCGUCCUCCGCCGCGUCCUCCUUUUACUUUCUGUUCCAGUUCCCUCCUAAUGGUCUGCUUAUCAUUUCAGAUUCUGAGACCAGGAGUAAGAUAAAAGAUUGGAAGUCAAAGAUGGUAAUUUCAGAAGAAAAAAAUUCAGCAAGGACUGUAUCAGAAAGACUCCAAAGACAAAUCUCCCAGGAAUAUAGGUUAUUUGAAAUCAAUGAUCCUGAGGACAGGUUAUUGAGGUAUUGGGUAAGCUCCUUAGAUGAUGCAGUGAGACAUCCCUCUUCCCAAGAGAGAGGUAUCAGGGAAGUGAAUGUGAUCCCCAAAAAAACCAUUGCAGGAGAGAAAGGCCAUGGAUGUAAGGGAAGAGAUAAAUUCCUUUCUGCAGAAGAAAGAUCCCACAGAUAUGAAAACUGUGGUCAGAGCUUCAAACAGAAGUCAGAAAUAACUGAACAUCAGAAAAUUGAUAAUGUAAAGAAAACCUAUGAAUGUAAGUAAUGUGGAAAAACUUUCAAUCGAAGCUCAAACCUGAUUAUACAUCAGAGAAUUCAUACAGGAAAGAAACCAUAUGUAUGUAGUGCAUGUGGAAAAGACUUUAAUCAAAGUUCAAAUCUUAUUAUACAUCAGAGAAUUCAUACAGGAAAGAAACCUUAUAUAUGUCAUGAAUGUGGAAGAGACUUCAAUCAGAGCUCCAACCUGGUUCGACAUAAGAGAAUUCAUAAUGGUGAGAAUCCCUAUGAAUGUAAAGAGUGUGGGAAGGCCUUCAAGGGGAGAUCAAACCUUGUCCUGCACCAGAGAAUUCACACUGGAGAAAAGCCAUAUGUAUGCAAUGAAUGUGGGAAGGCCUUCAAUCAAAGCUCAGAUCUUAUUAUUCAUCACAGAACUCACACUGGAGAGAAACCAUAUGAAUGUUAUGAAUGUGGACAGACUUUCAGUCAAAGCUCACACCUGGUCGCACAUCAGAGACUUCAUACUGUAGAGAAACCCUUCAAGUGCAGCAACUGUGAAAAGACCUUUAGGCAGCGUUCCCACCUCACUGAACACCAGAGACUCCACAAUGGGGAGAGACUCUAUGAAUGUUGCAAAUGUGGGAAAUCCUUCAGUGGACGCAUGGCCUUUCUGAAACAUCAGAGGCUACACACUGGAAAGGAACUUGAAUGUGAAAAAGCCUGUACUUCUAACUUGGAUCUUAUCCAACAACAGAGAAUGCACAGGGAAGAAAAAUCUUAUGAAUGUACUAAGUGUGGAAAAUCUUUCCGGGGAAGUUCAGAUCUAAUUCGGCAUUGGAUAACUCACACUGGAGAGAAAACCUAUGAAUGCAGUGAAUGUGGGAAAGCCUUUAGCCAGAGGUUGCACCUCAUGACACAUCAGAAAAUUCACACUGUAGAGAAACCCUAUCAGUGCAAUGAAUGUGGGAAAGCCUUCCGGCAACAUUUGCUCCUCAUCCAGCAUCACAGAAUCCACAGUGGUGAGAAACCUUAUGAAUGUAAGGAAUGCAAAAAAGCCUUCAUCUGGCGCACAGCUUUUCUCAAGCAUCAGAGACUUCAUACUGGAGGGAAACUUAAGGAAGUUGGGAAAACAUUCAGCAAGGAAAAAUUACUUAGAGAAGAGCAGAGAAUUCACCAAGAAGAGAAAGCUUAUCAGUGCAGUCAGUGUGGUAGAACUUUUCGAGGCAGCUCAGACCUCACCUGACAUCAGGUAACUCACUCAGGAGAGAAACCCUAUGAAUGUAAGGAAUGUGGGAAAACUUUCAAUCAGAGCUCAGACCUUAUGAAACAUCGCAGAAUUCAUAGUGUAGAAAAACCUUAUGUGUGUAAUAAAUGUGGGAAAUCUUUUAGAGACAGCUCAGAUCUCAUUAAACACCACCGUGUUCACACUGGCAAGAAACCUUAUGAAUGCCCUGAGUGUGAGAAGGCCUUCUGCCAGAACUCACACCUUAUUAGUCACCAAAGAAUUCACACUGGAGAGAAAGCCUUUGAAUGUAGCCACUGUGGGAAGGCCUUCAGCAGGCACACAGCUUUUCUUGAUCAUCAGAAACUUCACACUGGAAAGGAGUUUGGGGAACACAAGAACCAUAAAUGCAGUGAAUGUGGUAAAGCCUUCAUUUAUAACUCACACCUUAUCAUCCACCAGAGAAUUCAUUCAGGAGAGAAAAUCUAUAAGUACAGUGACUGUGGGAAAAUGUUCAACCAGAGUUCAGACCUCAUUCAGCAUCAGAGAAUUCAUACAGGAGAGAAACCCUACAAGCGCUAUGCCUGUGGGAAGUCCUUCAGGUGGAGUGCUCAUCUUGUUCAGCAUCAGAGGAUUCAUUCGGGGGAGAAGCCCUACAAGUGUAAUGAGUGUGGGAAAGCCUUCAGUCAAAGCUCCUGUCUAAGUCAGCGUCUGAGAAUCCACGGUGGCAAGAAACCUGUCAUCUGUAAAGAAUGUGGGAAAGCCUACAGAUGGAGUUCCAAGCUUAUCAGACACCAAAGAGUUCAUGCCACAUGAGAAGAGCCUUCCACAUGGCAGUCCAUGUGGGUGAGAAAGUCUCCAGGCAGAGUUGUACUUUUGUCUAAUCAGUGUUAGGACUAGAUUCCAUAAAAGUUAUAAGCGCCUUAAGAUUUUUCCCGUGUCUUUCUUGAUUUAGGAAAAACUGUUACCUAGUCCUACUACCUGCAGGUCAUCAUUUCACACCCUCUGUUUGAGAUGACUGUAUCAAGUAGCAUACCUUUGGCUUCAAGUAACAGCCAACAUGCCAACUUCAUUAGAGUUCUGGGUCCGGCACAGAGCUGCUGUGCAGGUAAUGGCCAUCCUAUAUUAGUAUUCUUAUGAAUGGGUCUUUGGUCCUGGCUCUUCCUCAGCCCCACAGUAAUCUGCCUAUUGGGACAGGAUCCCAUCUACAGCUGUCCAACCAUGAGACAGAAACCACACUUGUUAUUUGAGCAGGGAAAGUUUAAUAUAAAGAAGUAUUAACUAGUCAAGGGGAAUGAUCUAUUAAAGGAGAUAAAGAGAUCUUAAGAAUAUAGGACCAGGAGCAUGGGGAACAGCUAUUACCUCUAGGGAGAGCCACACACAAAUAGCCCAGGACUCUGGACUGGUGUGGCUGCUCUAGUGGUGGGUGAGAGCUGGUCUGUAGAGGCAUGCAACAGUCAGUUUGCACCUUUUCACCAGCCUGCAUUGAAGUUGGUGAUGGUGGGAGUUUACUGUGGAAGUCAGGACUUUAUUAAAAAAACAAACAAA